AAGGGAUCGGAAGGAGCAUAGCGGCAAUAACGAACUGGCCCGGUGCGCACCUAUCAUCGAACGCUAGCGAGGGGGUAUGACGACUAGGUCUUCUUUCUCGAUCUGGCGAGCGCCUUUCUGCUGGACAGAUCCUAUGGUACGAUGCACGCUGUUUUGCCUGCGGGGGAAGGCGUUGAUAUGUCCCUUGCUCGCGUCUGCGGGAUGUCUAAGCAUUUAAACAAUCGGUAUUGAUAUGUCUACAUCUUUUCUGACAUCUUUAUUUAGCGUUGGGUUGUCGCUCGCGCGGGCUGGGCUCAGCGCGUUGGUUGACGGCGCGCUCAACACGGUGUCGGAAUGGUGGAGGAGUGGGCUGCGGACAGACCUAAUUGCCAUAGUCAGUCGGGCAGCUCACCUGCUCAUCACCGCCGUUUCGCCCGUUGUUGGGCUGCAUGUUGCCAACGCACCUUCGUCAAUUCGGCGACGCAACGGAGGGACCCUGAGCCCGGCGAGAUUAUUUGACAACCCCCCCCAUCCCCCGCUACCGGCACGUGCGGUCCAGUCAGGGGGCUCAUCUUCCGCUCUAUCGCCUUCGCUUUCGGUAGCCGGCACCAGCCCAGGGUUGGUUGACGUGACGCCCGUCACGAGAUGUCAGAACACCAUCCCAUCCCUUGUCGUGGCCUUGAGGAUGCCAAGUCACACAAUAGGCACGGAGUACCCGUCACAGAGCGGCACCAGUCAACACAUGUUGAACUACUAAAGCUCUUUGUGGUCUUUUAUGUUCAGUAUGGCUUUCAAGCCCUCAGGCAUAUAAGCCAGUUCCCUGGCUUAGCUGGGCGCAUCACCUUCUUCACUUUCUUCACCUAGUGUUACCCUCUUUUCUCUACCUCUGACUUCGGCACACUACAACAACACGCCAGUCAUCACUGUCAUUUGCUCGGGCU
Chaetomium strumarium is the source of this 920-nucleotide messenger RNA. RefSeq lists its product as uncharacterized. NCBI's taxonomy places the organism in Eukaryota, Fungi, Ascomycota, Sordariomycetes, Sordariales, Chaetomiaceae. The record is from RefSeq and is a predicted model, not a curated record. Bases 233 to 736 code for a protein of 167 amino acids. The transcript is spliced from 5 exons.